GCCCGGCCCGGCCGGUGCACGUGGUGGGGGGGCCGAGCCGAGCCGCCCCCUGGCUGCCCGCCUUCCCCCGGUGGAGGGGAGCGCUGUGCCGCCGCGCCGGCCUCUGGGUGCCGCUUUUUUAUUUAUUUUAAUUUUUUCCCUUUUAACCCUUGCUUAGCAAAUUACGCGUGAUGAGCUCAUGAUGCCGCGCCCCCCCCUCCUCAGCUCCCCCAACGCCCCCCGCCCCGUGUGCCCGGGCGGCUCCGCGCCUCCUUAGCGCUCCGGCGGUACCCGGGAGCUAGGCGGGCCGGCCGGCUGCUCCUCGUAUCAGCAUCACCGUUUUACCUCUUCUCUCGUUUUAUCGCUCGGUGUCGGGCCGCCUGCCGCUCCAUGAGCUCCCGGGGGGGCGGUGGGGCGGGGGGAGCAGCGGCCGCCAGCCCCGACCCCAGCCCCGCCCGGGCAGGGGGCGGGCGGGCGUGAGGCGGGCGAAGUUUCUCCGCCACACCGGGCCCCUGCGAGGGACGGCGGGAGGGAAGGACGUGGCGCCGGGGAAGCUGCCGCCGCCGCCGCCAGGGCAGCCCGGCUUUGGCCAUGAAGAGGAAACAGAAGCGGUUUCUGCAAAUGACGCUGCUCUUCAGCGCGGCUCUCAUUUUCCUGCCCGACAUCGGCCUCUGGGCUCUCUACAAGGAGAAGCACCUGGUGAAGCCCGCCGAGCCCGCCGAGCCGCAGGAAAGGACACCUAAAACAAAAGCCGAUCAGGAGGGCUAUGGGAAAUCUGGUUUUGUAGGAGCACCUUCAAGCCUCAUGAAUGAGACAGUUCCAUUGGGCCUGGGAGAUGGACAGCUGUUCACCUGGACUGAUGGCUUGAAAAGGAAGGACUGGCAUGAUUAUGAAAGUAUUCAAAAAGAUGCCAUGCGUUCAGGGAAAGGUGAACAUGGAAAACCGUACCCUCUCACAGAGGAAGACCAUGAUGAUUCUGCUUAUAGGGAAAAUGGCUUCAACAUAUUUGUUAGCAACAAUAUAGCACUGGAGAGAUCCCUGCCAGACAUCCGACAUCCUAACUGUAAGCACAAGGUGUACUUGGAAAAGCUACCAAAUACGAGCAUAAUUAUUCCAUUUCAUAAUGAAGGAUGGACUUCACUCUUGCGAACAAUACACAGUAUUAUCAACCGCACUCCAGACAGCCUGAUAGCAGAAAUCAUUCUUGUGGAUGACUUCAGUGACAGAGAACAUUUAAAAGAGAAGCUGGAGGAAUACAUGGUCCGUUUUGCCAAAGUGAGGAUUGUACGUACCAAGAAACGAGAGGGGCUCAUUCGGACCAGACUGCUAGGAGCCUCGCUGGCUAGAGGAGAAGUCUUGACAUUUCUGGAUUCCCAUUGCGAAGUCAACGUGAAUUGGCUGCCUCCCUUGCUUAACCAGAUUGCACUAAACCACAAAACCAUCGUGUGUCCUAUGAUCGAUGUCAUUGACCACAAUCACUUUGGCUACGAGGCACAGGCGGGGGAUGCCAUGCGAGGAGCUUUUGACUGGGAAAUGUACUACAAAAGAAUCCCGAUUCCUCCAGAGCUCCAGAGAGCUGAUCCCAGCGACCCCUUUGAGUCUCCUGUGAUGGCUGGAGGUCUAUUUGCUGUUAACCGAAAAUGGUUUUGGGAGCUGGGAGGCUAUGAUCCAGGAUUAGAAAUAUGGGGAGGAGAGCAGUAUGAAAUCUCUUUUAAGGUGUGGAUGUGUGGAGGUGGCAUGUUUGAUGUUCCAUGCUCUAGAGUUGGGCAUAUCUACAGGAAGUACGUCCCUUAUAAAGUCCCUUCUGGAACCAGCCUAGCACGCAACCUGAAGCGUGUGGCAGAGACAUGGAUGGAUGAGUUUGCAGAGUACAUUUACCAGCGACGGCCUGAGUACAGACAUCUCUCAACUGGUGAUAUCUCUGCCCAGAAGGAACUGCGCAAGCACCUUAAAUGUAAAGAUUUCAAGUGGUUCAUGGCUGCAGUGGCUUGGGAUGUCCCCAAAUAUUACCCUCCUGUGGAGCCUCCACCUGCUGCCUGGGGGGAGAUUCGAAACGUGGCAGCCAAUCUCUGUGUGGACAGUAAACAUGGAGCCACGGGGACUGAGCUGAGGCUAGACAUUUGUGUGAAGGAUGGCUCAGAACGGACGUGGUCACAUGAACAGCUCUUCACCUUCGGCUGGAGAGAAGACAUCCGCCCCGGGGAGCCACUUCACACCAGGAAGUUCUGCUUCGACGCCAUCUCGCACAGUAGCCCUGUCACACUGUAUGACUGUCAUGGGAUGAAGGGAAACCAGCACUGGAGCUAUAGGAAGGACAAAACUUUGUUCCAUCCGGUAAGCAGCAGCUGCAUAGAUUGCAACCCAGCUGAAAAGAAGAUUUUCAUGAACAGAUGUGAUCCUUUAUCUGAAACUCAACAGUGGAUUUUUGAACAUAUUAAUACAACUGUUUUAGAAAAAUUUAACAGCAAGGCCAGUUCCUAGGGAAAAAAAAAAAAAAAAUGAACACACCCAGUUACAUACAGCCUGCAGACUACAUUUUCGCCAGCAUCUGGGUCAAAGGAGUCAGGAAUUAAAUUUCCUAGAUCCAGGAAGUCUGUCCUGAAGAUUAAGAAAAUGCCACAGCAAGAGCCAGCAGGCUGUCCUUGUGGAUGUACAGUAUCUGAAGAACUUGGCUAGGAGCCUCACCGGAUGCUGCUGAGAACUUCAGGCUAAAAACUCCCUUGCUGGUCAAGGGAAAACUUUGUUUAAGAACUGUUUAAAAGUACUCCAAGUUAAUAAAGUAAAACAAAACUCUAGAGUUUCUCAGGUCAAGUCCUGCCGUAGUGAGUAGUUCAGAACAGACGCUAUAAUUCGGGAUGGGUAUAUGGUGUGCAUGACGGCUACAGGAACCUGAAGAAAUCCCAGAUUUUAGAACUAAACAUGCUGGUGGAAGAAUAAUGAUGUCCCAGCACUCCCCAGACAAGAUAUAUGCUCUGUUGAUAUUCUCUUAAUAAAAGGUUGGGUUAAGCAGGUUUAACCCUCAGAACUGCUGCAAUUAAUUUUAAAUACCUCCCUUUUGCAUUCCAUUCAUUACCAAAAUAGGAACGGUAGAAAUCUUAGGGUCUAGAAUUACACUGUAGUGAAGCAUGAAAUAAACGGUAAGGUUUUGUCCUCAUACUUCUCCCCUUCAGUUGGUA
Oxyura jamaicensis (ruddy duck) is the source of this 3155-nucleotide messenger RNA. RefSeq names its product polypeptide N-acetylgalactosaminyltransferase like 6 (gene GALNTL6). The record is from RefSeq and is a predicted model, not a curated record. Gene Ontology annotation, cellular component: Golgi apparatus. The transcript is spliced from 14 exons. NCBI's taxonomy places the organism in Eukaryota, Metazoa, Chordata, Aves, Anseriformes, Anatidae. Bases 571 to 2460 code for a protein of 629 amino acids.